ACAAAUAUUCAUAGGUCAGGGGGGGUUGCUGGAAAUUACGGGAACCUUGUUCGGCUGCGAGGAUUUGACGAUAUUUGCGGGUGAUUUGCUCUGCUCCGAUAAACGCUCCCAAGAAUCACUUGUCAGUGAUUCUAAUUCCUUCGGCUCAAGUAUAUUUGUCGGCAGAUGAGAGUGGAAUUAAUGGCGGCGGAGAGUGGUAGUAGUAGUCGGGGGAAGAAAGAGUCAACGGCUGCAUUGUCGAAUUCGCCGCGUCAGGACGGCGACGUCGAAGAUCCCGUGAAAUCACCUCCUCAUUCCCCCAAUAAUUCCUCCACUCGCAAGGCUUGCUAUGCUGUUCUUCAGAGUUGGGUUUCAAAGAAGUUCAUGACUGGAUGCGUUGUUCUAUUUCCAGUUGCUGUUACAUUUUUCAUCACUUGGUGGUUUAUUCAGUUUGUUGACGGUUUCUUCAGUCCUAUAUAUGAAAGGCUUGGCAUUGACAUAUUUGGCCUUGGGUUCAUCACAUCGUUGAUCUUUAUUUUCUUUGUCGGUAUAUUUGCUUCGUCAUGGUUGGGUGCUACAGUUUUCUUGAUAGGAGAAUGGUUUAUAAAACGAAUGCCCUUUAUAAAACAUAUAUACUCAGCAUCCAAGCAAAUUAGUUCUGCAAUCUCUCCAGACCAGAAUACUACUGCUUUCAAGGAGGUUGCUAUUAUUCGUCAUCCUCGUGUUGGAGAAUAUGCUUUCGGCUUUAUUACAUCAUCAGUAGUUCUGCAGAGAGAUAACGGGGACGAAGAGUUAUGCUCUGUUUAUGUGCCGACAAAUCAUUUAUACAUCGGGGACAUAUUUCUGGUUAACUCUAAAGAUAUUAUUAGGCCGAAUUUGUCAAUUAGAGAAGGCAUAGAGAUCAUUGUUUCUGUAGGGAUGUCAAUGCCUCAGGUGAUUUCUCCUAUAGAGACUAUAACUCGCAAGGAUGACCGGAUACCUUCCACUAGGAAUAUGAUAUAGCAACAUUAUGCUCGAAGAAUGUGAAACAUUUUCUCUGGCCCUGGCUAUUUAUAUUAGAGGCUGGUCUUCUGCUCUCACACUUGACAAUAUAAAGAGGGCUGUUGAGUUAAUUGGGUGGGACUCAUUGUGUUCCUAAAAUGAUUACUUAUAGCUGAGUUGUUGCUUUUUCAAUUUCUUUCCGAAGGUAGUAGAUAUAUCUUAGGCCUGUUGAGUUUAGUCAGUGCCAAUAUACUGAAUCUGUACACUUCUAUUUAUAUUCUUUAGUUCUUGUAAAAAUGAAUUGACAUGUUAAUUUCAUCCUCCUCCGUGAGAUUUUGCUUGUUCA
Messenger RNA from Sesamum indicum (sesame), 1306 nucleotides. Its product is annotated as protein LIKE COV 2. The record is from RefSeq and is a predicted model, not a curated record. NCBI's taxonomy places the organism in Eukaryota, Viridiplantae, Streptophyta, Magnoliopsida, Lamiales, Pedaliaceae. Gene Ontology annotation, cellular component: Golgi apparatus.